AUGAAUGACGGGUCGGUGGUGAUGCAAACGAGAGAGAAAAACGAGGCCGGUGGUGAAGGCAGCGGCCCUGUCCACAGCUCCGGCACCAAGGCGUCAUCAGAUGCGAGCGACGCUAGGCACGGACAAGACGACAGAAAAGGUCUCGCCCAUUUCCCGGACCCAUGUCUAGCAUGCAAUCUGCCUGCACUGGCCUGCAUGGGCCGCGCCAUCCAGCCUAUCAAGCGGCUUGGUGGGCGCCAAACAAGACAAACACAUUGCCAAGCUUUUUUGGGCUCCCUCUUGAAGGCUUGGGAGUUGGGGCUCAUGGGCCGUGGUGAUGGAUGGAUCAUGGCACUGGGCCCAUUACCGGCCUCGUUCCAGCGCCUCAGCCUCCAAAAUCCACUGCUCGACAGAAACUGUCCACAAGACUUGCUCCAUUUCCUCAACGGCGUCACACGCGGCCACCACCCAUCCAUCUUUCCGGCUCUGCAACCUUGCUCACGCUGGGCCAAGUCGCUUGAGCCAUCGCCCGCGCGGCUCGCUCCUGGCACUCAUCUAUCUUCGGCCCCCCAGCCGUGGGCUGUCUCGCGACCCGUCACCCCUUCUCCCACGCCGACAAUGAACGCUCCCCCGCGCCAUCUGCCGCCGCCAAUUGCCAUUGCGCAACAGGCAGGUCGUCUGGCACCGCUCUCCUUUCUCGGCUCCCCAGACCAUCGCACACGUGUACAACAUCCUCCACCGCCGCCGCCAGCGCCUAUUCUGCGCAGUCCCGGCCACGACAGGCUCGUCGUCGGCAACCACGCCCAUUCGACAGCCUCACCACCCACUCGCCACAAUGCCUCGCUCCACCAUCACUCUGCUUCCUAUCAUGGCCACGCGCCGCCUCCAAUGCAGUCGCCCCACGACAUGCGCGAUUACUCUGACGAGAGGAGAGACUACCAUGAUGACAGGAGGGAGUUCCAUGACGAGACAGAAAGCUUCACAGGCGACGGCCCUGCUAAAAAGAAGCAGAAGCGCAACAAACCCACGCUGUCCUGCCACGAAUGUGUGGAACGAAAGACCAAGACGACUCGAUCUGCUUCUACUGGCCGGCGUAUGACCAAGGCACCUAAAAAGAAGCCAGGCAACGAGGGAAGAGGCAAUAUCCCCAACAUUGCCGACCGAUAUGCUGCCAAUGGCGAUGGCCCCUCGCGCGGCGCCUUGGCCCUUUCCACCGGACUCAUGUCAAAUGUCCCGUAUUCCAAGUCGUCCUCUAGCAAUGUCUUUGGCAUUGGCUCCGAACACCCAUUCGCCAAUUACUGGACUUGUGAAGGCGGCCUGAUGGAGGUUAUUUCGGUUCUUCCCGAAAAGCAACAGGCUGACAUUCUCAUCAACCGGUAUUUCGAGUGUGUUGACCCCGUCUACCCAAUGAUUCAUCGCCUUACCUUCUAUGCCGACUACGAGGAGUUCUGGCGCAUGAGUGGCAAACAAAAGCAAGAGAUGGAUGCCGCCUAUAUUGCCCAGAUCUUUGUUAUGAUUGCUCUUGGAACCCAAUUUGUUACUUCAACCACUCCCAAAGAGCGUAAACAACAGGCCGAGUUUUUCGCUUCCGCUAGCAAUCAGGCGCUGCGCAUGUCGUCGUAUCUCAGCAUUGCGUCGCUGCGAUCCAUCCAGGCCAUGGUUCUAAUGACGUACUUUCUCAUCAAUGACAAUCACGCCUCGGACGGCUGGGCCUUUGCCGGCAUUCUCAUCCGCCAAGCCUACGCCAUGGGCCUGCACCGUGACCCAAACAUUGUUACGCCUGAUGCAAGUCCCUUUGAAAAGCAGCAACGGCGAAAAGUGUGGCAGGCCGUACUGCUCCAAGAUACCUUCUUGACAGUGCUGCUCUCGCUGCCUCCUUCAGCCACACAUACCGAUGUUUCCGUGGAUGACCUUAACGACCACGGCAGCUCGAUUGCGAGCAGUGAUCCGACCGAUACCGCGUACAUUCGGGGCUCGUGGACAUUGGCCAACCUGGUGCAGGAAACAAUAUGCUCGCCGCGCUCCCUCGAUCUCCCGAUUUGCAGCACUGGCCGCCACAAGUCCAAGCUGGUGGCCGACUUUCGAGCGGUCUAUCGUUCCUUUCCGGAUGUUUUCCGGUCUUGGGACGCUGACAGCCUAACUGGUAUGGCGCAGACGAAUAAGCGCGUGGUGCGCCAGACGCUUUUCCUCACGAGCAACUACUUCCACAACCUCAUGCUCGUACAUGCAUCGGAGAGCCCCGAUGUGCCUGUCAAUAUUCGCGGGACGCUCGAGGCGGCGCACGACGCCAUUGGUGCAUUCUUCAUGCUGUUUUCGCUCCUCGAAGCCGAGGCUCGCGUGUGGUGGGUGUUUAACCACCGGGCGUUUCUCGAAGCCGUGUGCAUUGGCAACGUGUUGCGCGAGGCGCUUCGCGAACCUGGUGGCAAGGAGACACUUGCGAGAGAUCCGCUCUUUGUACGGGCCAAAGCCGACAUCACUCGCAUGAUUGAGAUUCUGCAGCUCAUGAUUGAUGACUCUGAAGUGGCCCACACUCGGAUCGAGGUUCUCAGCAGCUAUCUGACGCUUGAGUGA
Cordyceps militaris CM01 is the source of this 2550-nucleotide messenger RNA. RefSeq names its product Zn(II)2Cys6 transcription factor. The coding region runs from base 1 to 2550 and encodes 849 amino acids. The record is from RefSeq and is a predicted model, not a curated record. NCBI's taxonomy places the organism in Eukaryota, Fungi, Ascomycota, Sordariomycetes, Hypocreales, Cordycipitaceae. Gene Ontology annotation, biological process: DNA-templated transcription. The transcript is spliced from 9 exons. Gene Ontology annotation, cellular component: nucleus. Gene Ontology annotation, molecular function: DNA binding; zinc ion binding.